CGGAUGCGCCAUUGCAAUAAUUCAGAUCCUCGUCCUCCUUACCUGACGCCGCCGCCCCCUCCUCGCCGCGACAUCUGUCGCUCCCCCCUGCCGCCCCCGCCCCCGCCCCGUCCGCGAUGGAGAGAUGCACGCAGCCCCGCUCCCUCCCCUUCGGUUUCUUCUUUCCUCGCGCUGCCGGUACAGACGAGGAGGAGGAGGCGGAGGAGGGGGGGAGGUCCGCCGUUCGCCGUCCGUCCAAUCCCCUGCCCGCCGGAGGGAUCUCCCGUCCCACGCCCGCCGGCCGACCCACGUCAAUCUCAAUCUGGUCUGCCGCUGCAGCUCGGAGCAAGGUGCAGGCUUUCCUAGAGGCCGCGUGCUCCGGCGACCUCGAGGCCCUCCGGAGUAGGCCCCCCGCUCCCGCCCCUUUGCUCACCUGCUUGGCUUCGUCGCUGUUGCUGCUGGUGUUGGUUGCAGAGUUCGGUUCCGCGCUCGACGAGGAGGGGAAGGGCGUGGCCGCAGUGGCCGCCGGCAUGCGGGACGCCAACAAGCGCACCGCGCUGCACUUCGCCGCUCGGGAGGGGCGCACCGAGGUCAGCCAGUUCCUCGUCGAGCAGCUCCGCCUCCCCGUCGACCCCAAGGACGACGAUUGUAAUGGUUCCCUCAGUCCCUAUCCCCAUGCCAUGACUCUGUUCUCCGCUGUUGUCGUCGGUAGAGCCCUGCGGAUAUUGCAUAGCAUCUUACAGAACUUGCUCACUCAUGUAACCAGGUCUAACCAAAGGGACAAUGUUUCUAUUGAGACGUAUGUUGACAAUAACAUGGAAAUGGAGAGGAACAAUCAAGGACACAGUUCUGCUUUGCUGAAUGUGCCUGACCCAGAGGAAGAUGGGCUUCACAUUGGAAACAUGUUUCUUCCUUCUACAUUCUGGACUCCAUUCUUCAGUGGAGUGCUACAAAUUGCGCUAAAAUAUUCGGAAGAGGGUAUUCGUGUUGAUGCAUUAUCCAUAAUGAUCCUCAUUAUUUGGAUUUAUUUUUGUAAUGGAAAGCUUGCAUCAGUUGCUGCAGAAAGAGAAUACAUUGCUCGUAAAGAAGCAUUCUGUGCAUCUACUUUUCUUGCUUUUGAACUGCCCUACGAUGUUGAAGAUGCUUUGCAGUGGAGGUAAAGAUGGUUCUGAACUGAUGGAAACUGUUGGAUGUGAAAAUGAACCACAACAAGCUAUCAACUCAGUUCUCAAGGACUUGUCUGAAUGUUUGACUUGUGAAGCAACAACUUCUCUGGUUGAUAUGACUACCUACUAAUCAGAUGGUUGCGAGUGCAUACAAAUAAGUAUUCAUAUUGUUUGGUUGUUUGCAGAGAAUGGCGGACACUACUUUGAUCCUUUGACAGAUAGUUCUUCAUAAUGUGAUAGUGUAUAGGCCUUCUUCCUGGGGACCAACUGCUCAACUACUGCACUCCUUGGCUGCUACCGACCAAAAAUUUUACAAAUCUGUCUACAUGUUUUGUUUCUA
Messenger RNA from Hordeum vulgare subsp. vulgare (domesticated barley), 1485 nucleotides. RefSeq lists its product as uncharacterized. Gene Ontology annotation, biological process: DNA damage response. NCBI's taxonomy places the organism in Eukaryota, Viridiplantae, Streptophyta, Magnoliopsida, Poales, Poaceae. The transcript is spliced from 5 exons. Bases 117 to 1139 code for a protein of 340 amino acids. The record is from RefSeq and is a predicted model, not a curated record. Gene Ontology annotation, molecular function: protein binding.